Messenger RNA from Nymphalis io (European peacock), 5856 nucleotides. RefSeq lists its product as uncharacterized. The transcript is spliced from 34 exons. Gene Ontology annotation, biological process: membrane repolarization during action potential; potassium ion transmembrane transport. The record is from RefSeq and is a predicted model, not a curated record. Lineage: Eukaryota; Metazoa; Arthropoda; Insecta; Lepidoptera; Nymphalidae. The coding region runs from base 1 to 5601 and encodes 1866 amino acids. Gene Ontology annotation, molecular function: inward rectifier potassium channel activity.
AUGAGGGUGUUCUGUUACGCGGACGAUACCCUCAUUACCGCGUCGGGGCGGGACUUUGGGGAGGCGGCCCGCCUGGCCGAACAAGUAUCCAAUAUACCUCAGAGUCUGCGUGAUAAAGUGGAGAAGUUCUACAAGAUGUACUGGCACAAGCAGCGAGCGGUGUCGGUUACUAAACUACUACCGUUAUUCCCACCUUCAUUCACAGCCACUAUCUAUACUGAUAUAUAUUUUAAGGCUACGCAGAAGAUGCUAACAGCGGAAGAUGACAUUACAGCCAUGUUACGGAUGAUCCGUGGUACCAUUCUAUCUCCCUGUGCGGGCAGUCCCGUGACAGCCUGCAGUCGAGCCCACGUGGAGAUCAGAGCAGCUACAUUCUGUACCGCGCAUGUCCUAAAUACUACGGACCUGUGGAGGAUCGAACAUUUCGAAAAAGUCAAGAAACAUUACGAUUCACGAAUACCUGAUGAAGCUAAAUAUAAAAGUAGUAUUCUACAUUUCAAGCGAAAUUUAAUGGAUUUAAAAGAAUCAAAGGAUGCCUUCGGAAAUCGCCAACUUUCUCAAACUGAUAUCAUGAUAGAGAUUGCUGGGUGCUACAUUAUGCGAAACAGAGCAGACGCGUCGCUAACAGACGAAGCGGACGCGAUCUGUCUCCGACCGACUUUCCCGUGUAUCCUACAACCUAAGUCCUCGUUACAAGUUGCCUGGAAUUCGUUCGUCACAUGCCUCAUUAUCAUUGUUUGUAUUACACACCCUUAUUACUUGGUGUACAAGAAACAAGUGCCGCUGGAGUUUAGGUUUUAUGACGAUGUCGUAACAGUUAUUUACACCUUGGAUCUGAUUGUGUAUCUGUCGACAGGUGCCAAUGUGGAAGACGGAGUACCAAUAACACUCGCUCAGACAUCAUCUCAACAAGCCCGCAACAAGUGGUUUGUGCUCGAUAUUAUCGGCACAUUGCCCAUCUUUGAGUUCAUUGGUGACGGUCACUUUGCUGGACUCAAUAAACUGUUAAGGUUGUCGAAGGUCUUCCGGAUGCUUAAGACACUAGAGGACGAGUGUGUGUAUUACAGUAAUGCCCUAAGAUUCAUGUCAUAUUCACUCUUACUACUUCUUGCUUGCUACUUUUUGGCGGCACUGCAACAGGGAUUUAUGUGUUUUCAAUUUGGUUAUUGUCUGGUUUCAAAUUUUACCCAUGCACCGUAUUGGGAGGAACAACCGCUGGACGAAGAUACAGUUGAAAAUAGAAUUACUUUUGGGCUGUACUGGGCGAUCUCUAUGAUUACUUUUACAACUCACAUAGAAACUUGGGGCAUAGAAAACUUAAACAACGUCCUCUACACGAUGUUCGUUUUAGAAAUAUGCAUUGUCCUGUAUAUAUCAAUCGAAGCUAUAUAUUCCGCUACUAUUAUGGUCACGACAGCUCUGAGGGAAGAUUACGAGUCACGCAUAGAAAACGUAUCAAGCUUUUUGGUAAGGAACGAAGUGGAUCCGAUUAUCAGACAACGGUUUAUCGAAUAUUUACAGCUCCGUUGGUAUACGGAUAAGGCUUACUCGAUAACAAAUCGACAAAACUCGAUAUUUUACGAUUUACCGGCGCACGUGUAUCAAGACAUAGUUGCGAGGCAGAGAAGCAAGUACAUCCUCUGCAUACCAUUUAUAAAGUUACUUAAUAAAGAAGAUUUGAAGAAUAUAUCAUCGAAGGCAAAGUUUUUCUGCACGUCUCCAAACGAGAUUCUAUUGAACACUGGCGAUAUGGUCAACGAGAUGUACGUCGUUAAGCGAGGAAUAUGCGAGGUCAUUAGUCCUGAUACGAAGGAGGUCGUUGGCGAACUGAAUGGAAGGAGUCAUUUCGGAGUAUUCGUAUGUCUCUUAAGGCUACCAGCAUUUUAUACAAUACGAGCGGUGACAUACGUCGAAGUGUUUUCAAUAUCAAGAAAACAUUUAUUAAAUGUAAUUAAUAUACCACAAAUAAAAGAUACUAUACAGUUCAUCAAGGAACAGCCUCUAUAUCCGCGUGUACAAAUACGCCGAGAAUCAUUCAUGAGCUACAAGUCACCAGACCCGGCACCUAGUGUUGAAAAAUUUCGUGAGCCGAGAAAAUUUGAACAGGACAAUGCGUUUCUUCAGCCGUUUUAUAGAUUGGGUCUACUUUCAUUCUUAAGGUACAUUUUUCCUCGCUUCACUAUCCGGCCAGAUAGUCGCUACGUGGUCCAUCACGAAUGGUUUCGCGGAUGCUGCGCGAUCCUCUCCGCAAUGGUGUAUCCUGGCUACACGUACUUGGUUAUACAAUGGCCCUGGCUUUACUUUAUUGCUACGAUGCUUGACUGUUCUGCGUAUUUUGAUAUAUUACAACGACUGUUGAUCGGUUACUACAACGAGAGAGGAAUUCUAGUAUAUCACCCCGCGAGUACAGCAGCCCAUUACCUGAAAGGCGCCUUUCUGACGGACCUAUUUGGAUGCUUACCUUUAGAACGACUAGAAACGUCUUGGAAGGAAUCGUUUCAGGAUAAAUAUAGAGAAGCGCCAGCGAAACAGUUUCUGAUGUUAAAUCGAGUUCUGCAGCUGUACAGAAUGCCGAGUGCUCUGCUUGGUCUGGACGGACUCAUACGCCGAGAUCUCUUACUUGUUAUAAAAGCCAUCCCGUUAUUCUUAGCUUUACUGAAUGUACUGACUUGCUUUGUGGUGUACUGUUCAGCCAAUAUAUUUUACACUAUUGGAAGUAGUUCUUGGUUUAUCGUACCUCACGAUGAUAAAGGCGGUUCUUGGAUACAACUUUUUAAUACCGCAUUUCGUUUCAAUCUGACCGAAUCACCUUGGAAUCUCCACCUGGGUUCAUAUUUUUGGGUCGUCUAUGAAACCACAACGACAGGAUACAGUAGCUUCAAGCCGUCCAACUUCAAUAUAAUGCAAGUGCUUAUCGCUGGUAUGACUGUAGGAGCACUUAUAACUACGUAUUUCUCUGUAAGAAUAAUUAGUAUUCGAGCAAACGUAAAUAAAGCGUUAGCUUCGUUCCAAGAGCACAUUAAGGACAUAACGGUAUUUAUGAACAGGGAGAACCUCGACCCUCAACUGCAAAAACAAGUACUCGAUUACUACGAAUAUAAUUGGGAUAAAAUGGGAGGCUUGGAUUACAGGAAUGUGUUAAAGUUAUGUGAACAAAUCACCUUACGAACUGAUGCAAUUUUACAUAUAUACGGAACAACAUUUAGCCAAUGCCCUAUACUUAAUCAGAGCGAUGUAUCGCUUCUCCGUACAGUAGGUCGAGCAGUUCGCAGCCUCUAUUUCACGAGAGACACAACUAUCAUAGACGUGGAUGAUGUUAUUUCUGACAUUUAUAUAGUUGAUAAAGGAAGUGUUGAAUUGAAGGAUACUAGGGAUAAUGAUGCUUGGAUCACACUCGCGAAGGGCAGUAUGUUUGGAAAUUUGCAUGGAGAUACGAUACGGUGUCCAGUGUCUAUAACUACGAACAAUCAAGUACACUUGUUGCAAAUAAAUUCCCAAGGAUUCUUUAAUAUCAUCAAAGAUUAUCCAGCUGUCUUUGAACUUUUGAAAUAUUAUCGACCGACGAACGAGAAUUAUAUAGCCGGUAUUGGAACCAAUACGCCAUUUAUUAUAAAAGAACACAGUACAACUAUAUCGACCAUUAUACGCGAGCAGAGAUUUUUCAGAUACUUCAACAUCAGACAGUACAUCAUGAGGAUCUACGUGAUAACUGUGUCGUUGUUUUGCAUCUAUGCUGACGUUUAUAACGCAGGCUUCCAAGAUAACAGACCCUUGUUGAUUUUAGCGCUUUAUUUAUUUGAUUUUUGCUUCUUAUGGAAGUUUUUUAUUCAAUAUUAUCUGCCGAAAAUCGUUGCAAUCGAUGACGAUGACUUUUAUAAAUUUAAGGUGUCCGUGUAUAAAUGUCUGAGUCAUCAUCAUCGGCGAAUAUCCAUUAACUUAACGAUUUCGACCGCUAUUACGGUUUUGAUUUGGUUCACCAUAUUCGUCCAUAUCUCCGCCUGCUUCUGGUACUUCAUCGGAGUGCUGGAAGAGAAGACAGAUCCGAAGUCCUCGUGGAUUUAUAAUGACAACGGUAAGCCGUGGUGCCACAGUUACUACAUCUGUUCACUGUACUUUGUCCUGACCACCUUCACCCAAAAUGGAGUUGGUGAUAUAUUGCCAAAGAAGCAAUCAGAGGUGGUGUUCGUAUCAAUACUACAGCUGAUAUCGACAAUGAUGUUCAUGGUGUACGUCGGCGAACUGUCUAACAUAAUACAGUAUCAGUCAUUCCGUUCGUUUAAUUUCUAUUCAAGCUAUUUGGAAUUGCAGGAGUUUCUUAAGAAUAACCGUGUGUCCAAAAACUUGGUGUCUUUGGUGAACAAAUACUCACUCCAUCUGUGGCGAGAAUCUCGCGGCUUGCAAGUUCCGCAUUUCUUGAAGACUGCUCCGGAUUGUUUCAAGCUUAAAGUUAUGUCAGCCGCCUACUUGUACCAUCUCAACGAUCAUCAACUAUUCAAUGGCUGCGAGCCCGCAUUUCUCCGGCACCUAGUAGGCUUGCUUCAAUUAUACACAUAUAAUGAAGAUAUGUAUGUUGUUAAAGACUGCGAGAUUACCGAUUCGAUGUAUUUUAUACACACAGGACGUGUGACAGAAAUAUGGAGUGGCUUAAACAAAACUAAAUCGUUUCACUCUGGAGAAUGUUUUGGAGAGUUACAAGGUCUUAUCUACAACACGCCAUAUUUGCGAUCGUAUAAAACGGCUAUAAAGUCACAAAUUCUAACGCUAUGUCUUAGAGACUGGGAAGGUCUUUUAAAACAUUUUCCUAAAAGUAAAGAACACAUAUGCAAGUUUUUGCAAACUGACGAAUCUCAUGGGCUUAAUGGUGACGAUGGAUCGGAUGGAGGCAAGGGUGCCGUUGGCUUAAAGAAAAAAGAUGAUGAUCCGCCUUCAAAUCCUCCUGUACCUUUAGUUUCUUUACAACAUACUCCAUUUCAACCAACAUCAACCCUUCAAGAUAAAUCUAUAAGAAAUGAAAUUGCUGACAAUUUCGAAACUUCUCCAGGUCCUAGUACAGUUCACAAAGAAAAACCAUAUGCUGACGAAAUAUCUCCAGAAAGUUUCUUCAGCGAAGUGUCUAAACCAGUAACAAGUGUAAAAGAGGAAUUAUUGCCUAAAACAAUAGACGACAGAUUGAGUAACUUAUCCAGAACAGUUUUGAAAAUUGAAGACAGCGAUCAAUUAAUAGAUUAUGAGAAUAUGGACAAGAUAACAGAACCGCCCCCUCAAGAUAACGAAAAAAAAAUUAAACACAAACAAGAUAUCGGCCAAUAUAAAAGUAGACGAGUGAUGCAGAGUGUAGAAGAUUAUAUUAUUGAAAAACAUGGUUACAGUGAAACAACUAGUUCGCGAGACAUACAAUCGAAGAAACGUAAAAUUCACGUUAGGUAUAGAGAAACUGAUUCAUCGCCUCUCCACCAAGAGAGCCAUGAACUCAAACCAAUAAUAAAUAUGACCGCGGAUGAACGUAACCUUAAAUCCCUGGAUAGCGACAUGCAACCGAUACAAAAAGUCGAAGAAACUGACUCGGUCAAAGAUUCAUUAUCCACUGAUAGUGUUGAAUAAAUUAAACCAAGAACUCGCAGUCCUAAAUAAUAAGAUCACAAUCAACAUGAUUGUAAACAAUAAAACAUGAUUAAUAUUUUUUCUAUCUCCUAACGAAUUCAUGUGUCAUCGCUGCGUUACAGGAUGCUCAUUCACAGUAGCUGUUGUACUGUAUUUUAUGAAUUACUGAUCGUUUAGUUGGAUGAGCGCCAACCUACAACUCUAUUUCGGCAUACCGUUAACAGUCGUUUGCCAUCUGACCGUAGUCCAGCUUUA